Messenger RNA from Meriones unguiculatus (Mongolian gerbil), 5258 nucleotides. Its product is annotated as UDP-glucuronosyltransferase 2B1. Bases 35 to 1627 code for a protein of 530 amino acids. Gene Ontology annotation, molecular function: UDP-glycosyltransferase activity. Lineage: Eukaryota; Metazoa; Chordata; Mammalia; Rodentia; Muridae. The record is from RefSeq and is a predicted model, not a curated record. The transcript has 6 exons.
AUGUCAGAUAUCAAAAGCAUUCCAUCUCAGCAAGAUGCCCAUGAAACAGACUUUAGUUUUUCUGUUAUUACAGCUGAUAUGCUUUUUAAGAACUGGAACUUGUGGAAAAGUGCUGGUGUGGCCCACAGAAUACAGCCAUUGGAUCAAUAUAAAGAUGAUUCUUGAUGAGCUUGUCCAGAGAGGUCAUGAAGUGACUGUUCUGACAUCUUCAGCUUCGAUCCUUAUCGAGCCUAGCAAUGAAACUUCUAUUAAUUUUGAAAUUUACUCUGUAUCUGUGAGUAAAGAAGAUCUUGAAUAUUGGUUUGGAAAAUGGAUAGGUGAAUGGACAAACGAUUUUCAAAGUUACUCAUUUUGGACAUAUUUUUCUAAAAUGCAAAAAAUCUUUAGUGAAUAUUCUUAUGUGAUUGAAAAUUUCUGCAAAGCUGUAGUUUGGAACAAGAGUCUUAUGAAAAAGCUACGAGAAUCUAAGUUUGAUGUCAUUCUCGCAGAUGCCAUAGGUCCCUGUGGUGAGCUGCUAGCCGAACUGCUUAAGAAACCUUUAGUGUACUCUCUUCGCUUCUGUCCUGGAUACAAGUGUGAAAAGUACAGUGGGGGACUUCCACUCCCUCCUUCCUAUGUGCCUGCGGUUUUAUCAGAAUUAAGUGACCGAAUGACAUUUCUGGAAAGGGUGAAGAAUAUGUUGCAUAUGCUGUAUUUUGACUUUUGGUUUCAAACAUUUAAUGAGAAGUCAUGGAGUCAGUUUUACAGUGAGGCUCUAGGGAGACCCACAACGUUAGUUGAGAUGAUGGGGAAAGCAGACAUGUGGCUCAUUCGAACUUACUGGGACUUGGAAUUUCCUCACCCAAUCUUACCUAAUUUUGACUUUGUGGGAGGACUCCACUGCAAACCAGCCAAACCACUGCCUAAGGAAAUGGAAGAAUUUGUUCAGAGCUCCGGAGAACAUGGCAUUGUGGUGUUUUCUCUGGGGUCAAUGGUUAAAGACAUAACAGAAGAAAAGGCCAAUAUAGUUGCAUCAGCUCUUGCCCAGAUCCCACAGAAGGUUCUGUGGAGAUUUGAUGGUAAGAAACCAGACACCUUAGGAUCCAACACUCGACUGUACAAGUGGAUACCCCAGAAUGACCUUCUUGGUCAUCCAAAAACCAAAGCUUUUAUAGCUCAUGGUGGAACCAAUGGCAUCUAUGAGGCAAUCUAUCAUGGCAUUCCUAUUGUUGGGAUUCCCUUGUUUGCAGAUCAACCUGAUAAUAUUAACCACAUGGUAGCCAAGGGAGCAGCUGUUAGAGUGGACUUUCACACACUGUCAGCUAAAGACCUUCUCACCGCCUUGAAGACAGUCCUAUAUGAACCUUCCUAUAAAGAGAAUGCCAUGAGAUUGUCAAGAAUCCACCAUGAUCAGCCAGUGAAGCCCCUGGACAGAGCUGUCUUCUGGAUUGAGUAUGUCAUGCGCAACAAAGGAGCCAAGCACCUUCGCCCAGCUCUCCAUGACCUCAGCUGGUUCCAGUACCACUCUCUGGAUGUGAUUGGGUUUCUGGUGGUCUGUGUGGUAGCUGUGGUAUUCACUAUCACAAAAUUUUGCCUCUUUUGUUGCCACAAGACUGCUAACCUGGGUAAAAAGAAGAAAAAAGAAUAGCUGCAUUGAAGUAUGAAGUGGAGAGCUCUGAGAGAUGAGCCUCUGCCAGUGGCUUCCAGCAAGAAAAGGUUGCCAUGUCAGGUUCUUUCCCUCUCAACCAAGACAGUGCCAGGACUUCUUUCAAGAUUGCUUUCUCAGAUUCACUGUAUGUUUAAACAGGCAAAUUUUCAUGUCAAAUAUACACUUGAGGUUAUAAAAACAAAAUCAAGUGUUUGCUUUGGAAUGUUUUGAUGUAAUUGAGGAGCUAUGAUCCCCAACAAUCACUGAGCUUAACCGUGGUUUCCAAAAUUCUUAUGGGCAUAAAGCCUUGGAAAAGGCCCCUCUAAGUAGCAAUUACCUUUAUAAACACCCAAUAUGCCUGGACUUUAUUUGGUAGAAUUCUUGUCUUUUUUUUUUUUAACCACUCCUAUGUAAUAGUGUUUAGAUGCCAUGCUUUUGAAAUAGACUCACACUUCACUCUUCUGCCUGUCUAAGGAAAGCCAUUGUUUCUGGUUAUUUUACGGAAAACAGACCUCCCAUUGUUUAAUUCUGAACAACUGUGAUGAAGUUUAGCCUCCUCCAACAGGGGCAUUCUUCCAUUCAGCACAAUUAUUCCUACCUGCUCCUUCUUUAAAUUCCAGUAAUAGGGAGGUUCUAUGACGUGACCCACUUAAGAUUUCAUUUCUCUACUCAAGUUAGUAAAAGUCCAGGAAUCCUAAAGAUCAUGAAUACAGAUUCAAAUGGCAGUCAUGUCAUAGCAUUGUGAGAAGUUGUAGCACUCAUUUGCAUCUUCAGUGACAGCUUACACCCACCCUUUAUUAAGUUCAUCCUGGACAGAGACCUGUUUUACUCAUUUUGUAUCUCCACUUCAUAGAACAAUAUGAUUCUUACUGAAUGGUUUAUUUGUUUGUUUGUUUGUUUGUUGGAUGAAUCCAUGCAUCUCGUUCUUUAAUCCUGGUUGUGAUUAUGAAUGCUCAUGAGUAGGACAAAAUUAUAAAUGUAAUUGAACAGGACUGUUCUAUUGUGAUAUUGCUAAUUCAGACAUUACUCGAUAGUGUUUUUCGAGAAAUGGAAAGACUGCUUCAGGGCAUAGUGUGAUAUAUCUAUGUUGAAGACAUUUGUUCUUCAUUUUUAUUUAUUUUUAUUAAGAAAGAAACAGGAUUUUCUUCUCAAAGCUGUUCAGCCUUGUGACUGCACACUAUCAAAACAAUUCAAUGUAAUCCACUUUACCUGAAAACCAUUGUCUUUGACAGUAAUACUCCAGUGCAGGAGCCUGCCAGUAGAGUCAAAUAGUUCCUGAGUGGGGAGUGAGAAUUAAAAGAAAACAACACACAACACACAAGGGAUCCACUCAGGGGGGCUAUCAAUAGAAACUGUAGUACAUGGUUUAUUCCACAUUCCAUUUUUUAAAAUUUAACUUUAUUUAUUCAUUUAUUACAAUUUAUUUAGAACCCCCUCCCUCAGAGGUGGGGUGAGGGAGGUCAAAGUGCCAGCCAUUGAGUUAAUGUCAGAAAUAGUCCCUGUUCCCUUUACUAGGGAACCCAUUUGGAUACUUACCUACCAUGGACUACAUUCAAGCAGAGGUUCUAGGUUAUAUUCAUACAUGGUCCUUGGUUGGAGAAACAGUCUCAGAAAAGACCCCUGUGCCCUGAUAUAUUAGGUACUUGUGGAGAUCCUGUCCUCUCGUGGUCAUACUGAUUUCCCCUUAUUUCAUAUGAUUCCCUGCACUCUGCCGAAGGUUUGGUUAUGAGUCUCAGCAUCUGCUUUGAUACACUGAUAGGUAGAGUCUUUUAGAGGCCCUGUCUGGUAGGCUUCUGUUCUGUUACCUGUUUUCUCCUAAUUCUAAUGUCCAUCCCAUUUGUCUUUCUAAGUGAAGAUUGAUCAUUUUACCCCGGGUCCUCUUUUUUGUUUAUCUUCUUUAGGUGUACAGAUUUUAGUAUGUUUAUCCUACCUUAUAGGUCUAGUACCCACUUAUAUGUGAGUAUAUACCAUGUGUCUUUCUGCUUCUGAGAUACCUCACUCAGGAUGAUCUUUUCUAGAUUUCACCAUUUGCCUGCAAAUUUCAUGAUUUCCUUGUUUUUAAUUGCUAAGUAGUGCACCAUAUCUGAGGGGCACAGGAUCUGAAAUUCUGAAAUUGGUGAGUAGAGGGGCAGCUAAAGCCAGAACAUUGACAUUGAUGCUUCCUGGGUGAGAGGGAACAACCUGUGAGCUGAUGCCAUUUGGAUCCAGGUCACCCCACAGACAUAUUUGGGAACUAAGAGUGGUAAAUAUUCAACCCCCUGCACCCAAUCAUGAGCCUCCCUCUGUGGCUGAGAUGGUUCUCAGUACCCACUGCUCCACACGUGGGCCUCCCUGCUCUGUAACUGAGACAGCAGAGGCUGGCCUCCCAGUUCUGUGGCAGCAGUGGGCAGCUGCACUGUCCUCAUAGGUCUGCAGAGGCAGUGGGCAGCUAUAGGGGCAUCUGAGGGCCUUCGAGUGGGCGGCUCUACCAUCCACCCAUGUCUGUGUCUGGGGUGGCAGCUAUCCCAAACAGGAGCCUCCAGGCUCAGUGACUGAGACAACUGUAGAGGCUACCCGAAUUUAUGGUCUCCCUGCCAACUGGAAAAACAGUGGACACCAGAGAGCUGAAAGAUCUACACUCACAUUUGUCCCUGAAAGCCCAAAUCUGAGAGAAUAAGACUAUAAGAGCCAGAGGGCCAAGACAUCUGCUGUGAAGUUGCAUCUUUGAGAAAUAUCAGGAAAGCUACACCCAAGUAGCCUCUAAAGCAUGGGUGCCUAAAGAAAUUUUGAAUAAGGAUGACACCAAUUGUCCUGCUAAUAUGGAAAGGGGUAAAUCUCAUCCUGACCCCAACUCUACACAAAAUUAUCAUAGGCAGUUCAGGAAUGCUGAGAGCGGGAUACAGUCUUUUCAAGGCAAGUACCUCCCAAUUGGAAUUUCUUUAAAUAAAAGAAAGCUGAUAAUAGACAAAUUCAUUGCUUCAUUCUGUUUUCAUUAUUUGAAUUUAUCCUAAAAUAUUAGGUUGCAUAUUUAUACUUCCAACCAUACCCUUAUUUUUAUGUUAAUUUCUUUUGUAUUUUGAUGCUGAAAGAUAACUGCCGUAAACAUUACAUAGCUCUCUUAUAAGAGUUCUCAAAUCACAACAGAUCCUUGCAUGAAUGACCACCAGUGUGGCUGCUAGUCAAUAUCCCUUGCUCAUGUACUUCAUUUCAAACAUACAUCAAGCUUCAUGAUCACAGGUAACUUACACUGAAGAAGUGCAAGUGUUCUGUGGUGCUGUGGUAGACUUAGAGUAACAGAAUGCUAACAACAUAUGGGAUGCUAAGAAAUGAGACUUUAGAAACAAGGUUAUUUCCUGCUAUGGUUUGAAUGAAAAAAGUCACUGAUAAACUGGUGUAGCUGAACCCCUUUUCCUAAAUUGGUGGUGCCGUUUGAGGUUAUAGAGUUCUAAGGAAUUUAAAUCUUGCUGGAGGAAGUGCAUCACUGGAAGAAGCUCUGCAAAUCUGCAGCUUGGCCCACUUUCUACUAUUGUCUCUGCUGCUUAUUUGUGAUCAGGGAGAAUCCUUCUACUCCCUACAGCCUUGCCUUCUCACCUGCCAUGCAUUCUAAGGACCUAAUCAGAAUUCAUAAUAAACUGUUAUGUUUUUGCCUUGA